UUCUUUUAUCCGGGGUUUUCAUUGAAUUUUUGCUUAGAUGCAGAAGCGGACUCUCAAAUUACACAUGGCUGAAGUGUAGAAAAAUAAACAUCAGCGAUAUCAUUUAAAAAGACGUAAUCCGUAGACUGUAACAGCUGCUUUUUAUCAUGACACACUCACGAAAUCAAGUGGAAGAACGUGAUUUUAACGAUCUAUUAGAUGAUAUAGUUUUGAUUGAGGAAAAUUGUGCGGCAGCUGGUUAUCAAGAAGGCUUUUCCAUUGGUUGCAAAAAAGGCAAUGAAGAAGGAUAUCGUUUGGGUUACAAACAAGGCUUAACAUUAGGCAAUGAAUUAGCGGAAAUCUAUGGAAAAAUUGUAGCUUUGCAGCAAGUUCAGCAUACGGAAAGAGUAAGACGUGCCCUGAAUCAGUUACGAGAAGCUAUUAAUAAAUUCCCCAGAGAGAAUCAAAGCGAUGCCGAUAUAAUUGGUUCCUUGGAAAAUAUACGGCUUUUAUACAAAAAACUGUGUGUGAUGUUAUGCACAGUUCAACCUUCUCAACCUUCUGCGAAAUUAAAUUUAAGUGAAACUAACAAUAUAUCCUUUUAAUCAUGACUGUUGCAAAUUUGA
Glossina fuscipes is the source of this 605-nucleotide messenger RNA. RefSeq lists its product as uncharacterized. The coding region runs from base 147 to 584 and encodes 145 amino acids. The transcript has a single exon. Lineage: Eukaryota; Metazoa; Arthropoda; Insecta; Diptera; Glossinidae. The record is from RefSeq and is a predicted model, not a curated record.